UCUGUGCUCGAUCGUAUCCGCGUUCGGUCGAGGGAUUGGAAAGGUCGUCAGCCAGCUAGUGAGCCAGCAAGCAGUGAGCGAGCAGCGAGCAGCAGUAGAUCCCCUUCUCAGUGCAGUCGAGCUUCCCACCGAAAAAAAAAAAACACAGCACCACCAACGAUCGAGCGACCGCUUUUGGGGGGUACGACGACGGUUGGGUCACAUUCUUGUCGACGAUCGCAUUGGGUGUGCCGCAAGAUCCCGCGUGUCCAGGUGCAAGUGAGUGGAGUGUGCAAGUGAGCGAACGAAUUCGCUAUUUGGAAAGGUCGCUCGUUGCUCGUUGCUAAAGUUGAAGCUGCCCGCUUGCUGUUGCGGUUGUAGCGCGUUGUUUCGUUCGGAGUUCUGUUCGAGUUCGUGUAGUUGAAAGGCUCGCAGCUCGGCUCCGAGUCUCCGGAGGAAGCAGCUGAAGGAAGAUACUAUCAUCAUCAUCAUCAUUAGCAUCACUGCAUCAUCAUGAGGACGAUGACGAGUGGACGCUUGCUGGUGGCCGUCGUGCUGCUGCUGGUGGCCAGUGUGACCUGCGUGCUGAGCCAGCGGAACGACGACAGCAAUCACCGGGCCGCCCUGUUCCGCCGUACCCGCAUCGGUCCCAAAGUCUACAAGCACGAAGAUCAGAGCCGCCCCGGCAUACCGAUCGCGGAUCAUCAGCAGCAGGAUGCAGCGGAAUCUUCGGCUGCCGCCUCGGCCACUAAGGAAGCGGAAGCAACGGGUGCACCCGCAGCUGCGGAUGGCCAGCAGGAACCCGCGGAGGCAGCAGCACCCGCAAAGCCAGUCAUCGGUAAGGCCGGUGGGCUGAAUCGAUUGUUUGCGCGCAAAAAGUACAGUCCGUUGUUGCGCGAAGGAGCUCCGAAAGUUGGUGCUGCGGUGGCCUCUGACACCGGUGCCGCUACGAGCACAACGGUGGCCGCAGCGGACAGUGUGACCGACGGUACGACAACCGCAGCACCCUCUGGCACUACGCGCCGUACGCGACCAACGCGUCCCGGAAAGCUACCACGAUCGACCUCCCCCAAGCCGACCGUAUCCGUGAAGCCAACGAAAAUUGCGUCCCGAUUCUCGAAACCAACGACAGAAGCCACGGAAAGUACGGUUGCCACGGUAACGCAGCGUACAACCCGUGGACGCCGUACGCGUCCUUCGAAGCCCUCUAAACCGGGCAGCGCAGCAGCAGCAGCGUUGACUGAGGCCACCAGCACGUCAACGACCACGUCGACGACGACGACGACCACAACAACAACAACGACGACAACAACGCCAGCACCAACGACAACCACAACAACAACAACAACGACCACCACGCCUCCAGCACCGACCACCACAACAACAACCGCGACGCCUCUUUCCGAUGAACCCACGAUCACGAUCGAGGGUACUUCCGGUGUGCAACCGGUGGCCAAACUAGACAGCAAGCAGGACAGUAACGCAUCACCACCGACCGCCACGGAUGGUGCACCGAUCGUUGCCACCGGUAGCUCCACGCUACCAACGGUGAACGCACAAUCCACGACCUCGAAUCCGGCACCGGCGGUGAGAGUGCAGCCGGUGACCGGCGGAGAACAGCCGGUGGCCAGCGUGGUGCCGGAACGCGAUGAAACGUUGGUGUUGAGUGGAGGGCGACCGAGUGAACCGAAACCGGUUCCGCAGCGUGUCAUUCCGGUGGUGGAGCAGCAACAGGAGGAAGAACAGGACGAUGGAACGGGCGCGAGUGAAGACGAGAGUGUCCUGCAGGCGGCCGCUAGCUUUGAGUCGCCCAACAAGCAGUAACUGGGGUGUGUCCCCUCACAGAGGAUUGUAAUGAGGCUGCUUUCGUUUGCGUUUACGUUUUGCGGAUGAUUCCGUUCCGUUGUUCGUUUCGUUGGAUUUCUUUUUGCUCCACUUUUCCACAGGAUAAGAACUCAGAAGAAGGAGGAGGAGGAGGAGGAGGAAGCAACCAUCCUGUCCAUCCCUAUCCUUCCCUCUAGUGUCUCACUCUCUUCCACAGUGUUCGACUGUUGAGCCUCCCCCCUCGUGUUGUCAGCGUAUGUCGUGAGCCAUUUUUGAGCGAACACUGUGCGAAUGAAUAAAGUAAUUUUUUUUUGUGUGGCCCUUAGUCCUAGUGGGCACACACAGCCUGAA
Molecule: messenger RNA, 2154 nt
Organism: Anopheles aquasalis
Lineage: Eukaryota; Metazoa; Arthropoda; Insecta; Diptera; Culicidae
Product: integumentary mucin C.1-like
Source: RefSeq, a predicted model, not a curated record